Misgurnus anguillicaudatus (oriental weatherfish) is the source of this 2891-nucleotide messenger RNA. It is a transcript of the gene clgn, whose product is annotated as calmegin. Gene Ontology annotation, molecular function: calcium ion binding. Gene Ontology annotation, cellular component: endoplasmic reticulum membrane; endoplasmic reticulum. The record is from RefSeq and is a predicted model, not a curated record. Gene Ontology annotation, biological process: ERAD pathway; protein folding. NCBI's taxonomy places the organism in Eukaryota, Metazoa, Chordata, Actinopteri, Cypriniformes, Cobitidae.
UUUUUCAUUACUAAGGGGCGGUUGGUUGUGAGCGGCGCUCAGAUAACACCCGCUAUCUCUCUCAUUCAUAGCUGUCUCUUGGCGCCGAAAAGCUGAAUGACAAACCCAUCCGUUUAACCUACCCCUGACCGGACAUUGCAGAUAUUUAUUUACCAGGAAAAGAUGAAGUUACGUUGGGGCUGGGCGUGUCUUUUGUUACUAUCCAUCUCCAUGGUAACCUGGGCCCAGGAGGAGGAGGAUCUGGAGGAUGAAGAGGAUGCUCAAGUGGAGGAUGGUGAUGUGGACAUGGAGACAGGGGGUAGUGAGAACCUGGAAGCAGAUGUCAAUAUUUCUUUCCAGGUAACAUACAAGACCCCAGUGCCGACAGGAGAUGUGUUUUUUGCCGAAACGUUUGAUGAAGGUUCUUUAAGCAGCUGGCAGCAGUCUAAAACAAUGAAGGAAGAUGCUGACGAAGAUAUUGCAAAAUAUGAUGGUAAAUGGGAGGUUGAGCCCCUAAAGGAAAACAAGGUGCCUGGUGAUUUGGGCUUGGUGCUGAAGUCUCGUGCCAAACACCACGCUAUUGCUGCUUUGCUUAACCGACCCUUUGUUUUUAAGGACAAGCCCCUCAUUGUUCAGUAUGAGGUCAAUUUUCAAGAUGGCAUUGACUGUGGAGGGGCUUACAUCAAGCUUCUGUCAGACUCAAAGGACCUCGAUCUGGAGCAGUUUCAUGACCGGACCCCAUACAGCAUCAUGUUUGGGCCGGAUAAAUGUGGAGAGGACUACAAGCUGCACUUUAUCUUCAGACAUAAAAACCCCCUUAAUGGAGAUAAAGAAGAAAAGCAUGCCAAACGACCCGACGUUGAUCUGAAGAAGUUCUACACCGAUAAAAAGACUCACCUCUACACUCUUGUUUUAAAUCCUGACAACAGCUAUGAGAUCUUCAUUGAUCAGUCCAGCGUUAGCAGGGGAAGCCUGUUAACAGAUGUCGUCCCACCUGUGAACCCUCCUAAAGAAAUUGAUGAUCCUAAAGACUCAAAGCCAGAGGACUGGGAUGAGAGAGCCAAAAUCCCUGACCCAGAAGCAGUCAAACCUGAAGACUGGGAUGAAGAUGCCCCAGCUAAGAUACCUGAUCCUGAUGCAGUGAAGCCUGAUGGGUGGCUGGACGAUGAACCAGAGUUUGUCUCUGACCCCACUGCAGAAAAACCUGAUGACUGGGAUGAGGAAAUGGAUGGAGAAUGGGAGGCUGCUCAGGUGCCAAACCCAGCCUGUACAACUGCUCCUGGCUGUGGUGAAUGGAAAACCCCUAUGAUCAAUAACCCUCAGUACAAGGGCAAAUGGAAAGCACCUCUCAUAGACAACCCCAACUACCAGGGAGCAUGGAGUCCACGGAAGAUCCAAAAUCCUGACUACUUCGAGGAUCUUCACCCGUUUCGAAUGGAUUCAUUCAGAGCUGUGGGUCUGGAGCUUUGGUCUAUGACCUCCGACAUUUACUUUGAUAAUUUCAUCAUAACUGCUGAGAAGGAAGUGGCAGACCGCUGGGCUGCAGACAGCUGGGGACUCAAAAAGCUAGUUGCCAGCGCCAAUGAGCCUGGAGUGUUGAGUCAAUUGGCGCUGGCUGCCGAGGAAAGGCCCUGGCUGUGGGUGAUUUACAUUCUUACUGUCGGUCUGCCUUUUGGACUCGCUGUGCUUUUCUGCUGGCCAAAGAAGUCCGAGGACGACUAUGCAUACAAGAAAACUGACCAACCCAAAGCAGAACCAGAGGACGUAGCAGAAGAAGAAGAGGGGGAGGAAGAGGAGGAGAAAGGAAAUGAUGAAGAGGAAGCAACAGCAGAGGAAGCAAAUGAAGCUGCCGUGGAUGAGAAUGGAGAUGGGAUGGAGAAUGACGAUAAUGGAGGAGAUACGGAAGAAGAUGAAGAGGAGGAGGAGGAGGAAGAGGUCAGGGAGCCAAACGACUCACCCUCAGAGGACGAAAUGAAGGACGCUGAUGAGGGAAAUCAGAUCACAGGAAAGGAAGAUAAAGUUGUCAGAAAGAGAAGAGUACGAAAGGAUUGAAGAGCCCUCCUCCCUAUCUUCCACGUUUUCCUCCUUUCUCUUGUUCCUCUGCCUCUUUUUGCUGCAUGCUUUCGGCUUUACGCCCUUCAGCAUGCAGAAAACGGCAAUCCUAGCCAUUUCGCUAAAGAGGUCGUCAUUCAUCUGAUGUCACCUCUCCUCACUUACUUCAGUCUUCCGCUUGGUUCCUGUCGAGUUUAUCUCUGAGGUUUUCCAUUUCUUUUAUUUUUGCCUUUUUAGAUUAAAAUUUAAAGAGUAGUUUCGGGCCAGGGCCUACAAGUAAUGAGAUCCGAGAUAUGCGAAGGAAAAUAUUCAAUGGUGUUUUAAAAAGAUUAACUAGUUUAUGUUCGCAUCUAUGUUUUAGUUCUUUUAAGUUAUUACAAAAGUAUUUGUGAGUUCUAAGUUAUGAGCCUUUUAACUUGAUGAAAGCACACUGGUCAUAUUUAUUGUUUGUAUGUCAUUUGAAAAUGAUGCAAUUGAAUCGACUUUUUAAUCUUGUAGUCACUGCCACCGUUGGCAGGCUGUGGAGAGGAGCUCUGUAAGAUCAGGGGCUGUUUUCACAAGACAUCUAGGUCAGUAUUGCUGUUUUGACAUUAAACAAAGUCGCUACGCACAGUUAAACCUGAUACCAGGUAUUCAAAGACAUGCUGACAACUCAAACUAAUUACUGUUUUGACAUCAGAUUGACCAUUAGUAUGGAAUUACUUCAGGAGGCCUGAAAGCAGACAUGGUUGUUCUUCAAAUGAAGAACAGUUUAGUUUUUUCUGCUUUUCCAGGUCAUGUGUUCAGCCUUACAAAGACAGCGUUACGUUUACAUGUUUGCAAACUGUUCAUUGCUCUUGGAAAUAAAUAUUUACUAUAAA